Molecule: messenger RNA, 1373 nt
Organism: Hibiscus syriacus
Lineage: Eukaryota; Viridiplantae; Streptophyta; Magnoliopsida; Malvales; Malvaceae
Product: heptahelical transmembrane protein 4-like
Exons: 5
Coding region: 123-1313 (396 amino acids)
Cellular component (GO): membrane
Molecular function (GO): signaling receptor activity
Source: RefSeq, a predicted model, not a curated record
ACGAAACAACCACCUUCGAGUCAUCCGCGUGAGAAUUCUGUGUUUAUUGAAGGAUCCCAUCUGGGUUUCUCAGCUGGUGAUUCGUCAACUUUCUUUGUUUUAUUUCAGACUGAAAGCAGAGCAUGGGUGUUGAUGAAGAUCCAAAUAUGCCAGCUGAUGCAGUGGAGAUAUGUUUGGUGAGCCCUCCACAUGAUGGGACAGGGAAGAGAUUGUGGGAAAAGGUGAAGUAUCAGCUGGUAGAGUACCACUCAUUGCCUGGAUUUUUGAGGGACAAUGAGUAUAUUUUAGGCCAUUAUAGGUCAGAAUGGCCUAUGAAGCAGAUUUUGCUUAGCAUCUUCAGAAUUCACAAUGAGACUUUGAAUGUUUGGACGCAUUUGAUCGGGUUCUUCAUUUUCCUUUCCCUUACCAUAUACACUGCAAUGAAGGUUCCAAGGGUCGUCGAUCUAGAAGCUCUGCAGAAGAUUUCCGAUGCAUUGAAAAAGGCUGAUUUACACAGAUUGCAAUCAGAUAUCCUGACUUGUUUGCCUUCCUUACAGAAGAUGCCUGAUUUGCAAAAACUCCGAGAGGAGUUAAAGACUUCUAUUCCUUUAAUGAAUUUGAUUCCUUCACUCUCACGUUGGCAUGUUAUGGAACAUCUGUAUAAUUGUUUACCUGAGCUUUCAUCUGCCAGAAACCACAUUGAUUCUCAAGUUCUGCAAGGUAUGAAGGAGCCGAUAACACGAUGGCCUUUUUUCGCCUUCUUGGGUGGUGCAAUGUUUUGCUUGCUAGCCAGCAGCACCUGCCACCUCCUCUCGUGCCACUCCGAACGCCUGUCGUAUAUAUUGCUCAGAUUAGACUAUGCUGGGAUUGCUGCUCUUAUAGCAACUUCCUUUUAUCCUCCUGUGUAUUACUCUUUCAUGUGUGACCCGUUCUUCUGCAACCUCUAUUUGGGAUCCAUAACCUCCUUGGGGAUCGCAGCGAUCUUGUUUUCAUUGUUGCCGAUGUUUCAGAGACCAAAGUUUCGGAAAAUAAGGGCAUCUCUCUUCUUUGGCAUGGGAAUGUCUGGGGUAGCACCCAUUCUUCACAAGCUUAUACUGUUCUGGCAGCAGCCCGAGGCACUUCACACUACGUUGUACGAGAUCCUGAUGGGGGUGCUGUAUGGUGUUGGAGCUUUGGUGUAUGCCGCGAGGAUUCCGGAGCGGUGGAUGCCUGGGAAAUUCGACAUUGCCGGGCACAGCCACCAACUUUUUCACGUCCUGGUUGUUGCGGGUGCCAUCACUCAUUAUCAAGCCGGACUGGUUUACCUAAAAUGGCGGGACAAAAAUGGAUGUUAAAAGAACCGAUACUAGAUAAAUCGAUGGCGGCGGAGCAUUACUAUACUCUGCUGGCGAGUU